Ctenocephalides felis (cat flea) is the source of this 2082-nucleotide messenger RNA. RefSeq names its product AP-3 complex subunit delta-like. The record is from RefSeq and is a predicted model, not a curated record. Lineage: Eukaryota; Metazoa; Arthropoda; Insecta; Siphonaptera; Pulicidae. Gene Ontology annotation, cellular component: membrane coat; AP-3 adaptor complex; terminal bouton. Gene Ontology annotation, biological process: synaptic vesicle membrane organization; neurotransmitter receptor transport, postsynaptic endosome to lysosome; synaptic vesicle budding from endosome.
AUGAAAGCUGUAUUGAUGAUGUAUAAAGUAUUUUUGAGGUUUCCAGAAGCUUUAAGGCCUGCUUUUCCAAAAUUAAAAGAAAAAUUGGAAGAUCCAGAUCCUGGAGUACAAUCAGCUGCUGUAAAUGUGGUUUGUGAGCUAGCUCGUAAAAAUCCAAAAAACUAUUUAUCUUUAGCACCUGUGUUUUUCAAGUUGAUGACAACAUCAACAAAUAAUUGGAUGCAUAAAAUAAUUAAAUUGUUUGGGGCACUAACUCCUUUGGAACCUCGAUUAGGAAAAAAACUAAUAGAACCUCUCACUAAUUUAAUUCACAGCACAUCUGCAAUGAGUCUUCUUUACGAAUGCAUAAAUACUGUAAUAGCAGUUCUAAUAUCCAUCUCAAGUGGCAUGCCUAACCAUUCCGCUGCGAUUCAGCUCUGUGUACAAAAAUUGAGAAUAUUAAUUGAAGAUUCUGAUCAGAAUUUGAAAUAUCUUGGAUUGCUGGCAAUGUCUAAGAUUUUGAAAACACAUCCUAAAAGUGUUCAAGCUCACAAGGAUUUAAUUCUUGCUUGUUUAGAUGAUAAAGAUGAGUCAAUUCGCUUAAGGGCAUUGGAUUUAUUACAUGGAAUGGUUUCAAAGAAAAACUUGAUGGAAAUUGUGAAAAGAUUGCUAGGUCAUAUGGAACGUGCUGAAGGUUCAACAUAUAGAGAUGAACUAUUAUGCAAAGUUAUAGAAAUUUGCUCACAGGGUUCAUAUCAAUAUGUGACUAAUUUUGAAUGGUAUUUGACAGUAUUAGUGGAACUGACCCAAUUAGAUUCUGGUUCGAAACAUGGUAAAAUAAUUGCAACACAGAUAUUAGAUGUUGCGAUUAGAGUUCAGGCUGUUCGCAAGUUUGCUGUUCAAGAAAUGUCUUCAUUAAUUUCUACCAUGGUCAUUUCGAGCACGAGUGGAGGAAAUAUGUCAGAAGUUCUUUAUGCUGCAGCAUGGAUAGUUGGAGAAUUUUCUAAUGAUUUAGAAUCUCCUGAAGAUGUUCUUGAUAUACUUUUAAAACAAAGAACCCUUCCUGGACAUAUUACAGCAGUUUAUAUUCACAAUAUUAUAAAAAUAUUAUCAAAUUUAUUUGACAAGUAUGCUGAAAGUGGAGAUAAAGCAGCUAUGAUAAAGCUAUGUGAUAAGACCAUGGAGGGUCUGCCUAUUUAUUUAAUGUCUGGACAUAUUGAAGUUCAAGAACGUGCAAGUUCGGCAAUCAUGUUAGUGCAAUAUAUUAAAGAUGUGCUUCUGGGAAAAAAUCCAGAAGAAGCCAAUUCAAUUGUAACUAGUGAUUUGGUAUCAACAAGUAUCACAAAUGGUGAACUUGAAACCGAAACAGAAAAUUUGUCGGUUGAUUUUGAGAUUAUCAAGGAAGUUUCAUCUUUAUUUAAAGGCGAGUUAAAUCCAGUAGCAUUGAAGGCUCAAAGAAAAGUUCAAAUUCCAGAAGGAUUGGAUUUGGAUGAGUGGAUAAAUGACCCACCUAGUGAAAGCAGUUCAUCUUCAUCAGAUGAAUGCACAGAUAUAUUUACUGCCAAUAAUAAAUUAGAUGAUGGGUAUCAAACAAGUAAGAGACAGGAGAAGGAACUAGAUCCCGAGGAAAUUAAUAAGAUUCGUGAAAUGCGGAAGUUUGAACAGAGCAAUAAUCCUCAUUAUCUUAAAGGCUCUUCAACAAAUGUUUCUUAUAAAAAGGCUAAUAGACACAAUAGAGUUGUAUAUAAUGAUUCCUCAUCAUUGAUAAAUGAAGUGGAGACAAUUCCAAUAGCGGAAUUAGCAUUAGACGUGCCUUUACAAAUUACAUCAACAAAACGUUCAGAUAAAUAUUUACAAAUGAAAUCAGAAAAAAAAUCUGAAAAGAAGAAAAACAAGAAAUCUAAGAAGAAUAAAACUAAAACAAAAGUAGAUUAUACUUCGAGUGAAAGUGAUGAAAAUACAGAUACUAAACAAGUACACAUUGUGAAUACAACUAUUGAAAUGCCAGAAGGAGCUAUAUUGUCAGACUCUGAAGAUAAAAAUCUAUCUAAACAUGAUUUUAUUGAUCCUCAUAGAGCGUUGGAUAUAGAUUUAGACAUGUAA